Molecule: messenger RNA, 2157 nt
Organism: Aegilops tauschii subsp. strangulata
Lineage: Eukaryota; Viridiplantae; Streptophyta; Magnoliopsida; Poales; Poaceae
Molecular function (GO): protein binding
Source: RefSeq, a predicted model, not a curated record
CAACAGGAUCAUCGAGGAUAAGAGGGAUUUAAACUUAAAGUUUUUCUAUGAGAAUAUUGAUAGCAAUGUCAAGUCGUAACUGUAUUGGAGACAAUGCCACACACACUCAGGUCCGCAAUGAUUUCAUUGAGCACCAGCGACAACUAUAUUGAAGAUAGACUCCCAUUUUAUUUAUUUGGUCUUAUUUGUGUGUGAUUUGAAUAAUUCUUUUAAUUGAGCACCAUGUUGUUAUUGCUAUAAUUUUUCAGUUUUGAACAUUUGUUGUAAUUGAGAGGAUUAUUAUAUCAUAUUAUGUUAAACCAUCAAUAAGUUUGAUUUAUAUUGUUGUUUUAUUUACAUUAUGUUGUUCAAAACAAUGAUUUUUUUUUUGCGGCACCGUGUGCGAUGGGGCAGAAUGCCGAUUUUUUGCGGUACGGGUUUGCGACAUCUGUGCCACCCGAUCGCCCGCGGUGCCGCAAAUUCGUUUUAGAGGAAGCAGUAAUUAUUUUUGUGAGACGAGAAUAUAGGGCAUCCGCUAGAGUUGCUCUGAAGACUGUCCUAAAAAUACGUACUGUAUAAAGACUUGCUUCAAAAAUAGCAAAGUUUACGGUAAUAGCAAAAGGGUCCCAAAAGAAAAAGAAAAAAAAGGUACAGGUUUGUAAAGGGGGCAGAUCUCAAGUCGGUUAAACCAUUGUCCCCAAACGAGAAAUUGGGGAGGUUUCCAUGGACCGCCGCCGCCGCCGUCUUGCGCCCCCCGUCAUGCCGCUCCCGGCGCCUGCGCCGCCGCUGGACAACGACGACCUCCUCCGUGAGAUCCUACUCCUCCUUCCUCCGCAGCCGUCCUCCCUACUCCGCGCCUCCGUGGUCUGCAAGCGCUGGCGCCGCCUCGUCUCCGAUCCGGGCUUCCGCCGCCGCUUCCGCGCGCACUACCGGAAGCCCCCACUCCUCGGCUGCUUCUACUUGGACCUAGAUAUCGGUUACGUCUUCACUCCCACGCUGGAUCCGCCCGACCGCAUCCCCGCCGCGCGUUUCUCCCUGCCGCAGCAGCGCUGCCGCGACGAGAGGUUGGCCUUUGUGGAAUGCCGCCACGGCCUAGCCCUUUUCCUCAACAAGAAUCGGCCCGAGGCCGUGGUGUGGAACCCCAUCUCCGGUCACCAGCGCCGAGUAGCUUUUCCAACAGAGUUUGGCAACACUAGAGAGAUGGACAUCCUAUACGCGGCGGUGCUCUGCGCUGCCGGUGACGACGACCCUUGCCAUGUGCACGGUGACUGCGACUUGAGCUCUUUUAAAUUGGCUUUGGUGCGAGGUGGUGAAGACAACGCAAGUGUAUCUGUAUGCCUCUACAAAUCCAAGUCUGGCCUAUGGGGAAAUGUUAUCUCAGCAACUAAAGAUUGGUACACAUUGAGUAGUCGGAGAAUGCACGGUGUCCUGGUUGGGAAUGCACUUUAUUGGUGGUUUAUCCAAGUAAUUGAAGGUGUUAUCCUUGAGUUUGAUUUUGAAAUGCAGAAGCUUGUUGUAGUUGAGAAGCCAGUAGACCAAGGUCGUCGUUCUGGCUUUCAGAUCGUGCGGAAAGAGGAAAGUAGUCUUGGACUCAUCAUGUUGACAGAACUGACCAUGCGGCUGUGGGAGCGAAAGGUCAAUUCUGAUGAUGUUGCUACAUGGGCCCUUCAGAAAACCAUUGAUCUGACAAAGCACCUUUGGCCAAGACAGUCCGUCCAGGUCUUCUGGACCAGGAUACAGGGGUACGAUGAGGAUCACAAUGUGAUAUUUCUGGGGACAUCUAGUGGUUCCUUCAUGAUUCAACUCGACUCAAUGCAGUUCGAUAACCGUUUUCAAUUCAAGUCCAUCUUCACCCAUUUCCCCUACACAAGCUUUUAUGCUGCAGACUGGGCAGCUGGUGGUAGAGAUGAUGGAACUGAAAUGUCAAGCAGUACAUCACCUAAUUGUCCUAUCAGAUAAGCUACCAUAAUGUGUUAAUUAAACCCGCGAUGUGCAUUUUGCUUCUGAUACAUGUUUAUUUAUUUAUUACCUUGUCGACAUUUUGAUAUAAUCCUGCAAACUGUGUAUCCUCUGAAUAUUUAAGCUGUUCGCGACCUAUCUAGUAGAUUGGGAUCAAAUUUGUUUCAGUUGUAAACAAGCUGCGUAUUAUGUAGUAUUUUAUUGGAUGUGACCACUUUU